AUGUUCACGCCCUUUACGACCAAGAGCCUUGUAGACGGUACUUACCCAUUUGACACAAAGAAACUUGAAGCGACUAUUUUCACUGAAUCGGUUAUCUAUGCCACCAAAGGCAUUCGCACCGUCAUGGCCAGGAUCAUCGCCGAUAAGCUCGCUGCCUAUACAAAGCAUGACAAGGAUUACAAUUGCUACGAAUUCGCAGAUGAAGUGUACUGCAACGUUCCCCUAGAGGUUCGAGUCAACCUACCAAAUCGCUGUGUAGAGGAUGGUGAUAAGCCUUGCUUUCCCACGCCUAGUUUCUGGCAUGUUCUUACAGGAAGCGCAGGGCAUGGUAAAGAGCCCUCACCGUUUGGCUAUUUGCGCCCAUGCAAGACCCGCACAGAGGUUGACGCCGUGAUGGACAAGUACAAAGACGACAUCGUGAAAGAGUUCCCUCGAUACGGAAAGGAUUUCAGUCGCGAUGCCCGUGUGAUCAUCAACGGAUACAAGGUCUGUUCUGAUGAGCCCUGA
Messenger RNA from Boeremia exigua, 507 nucleotides. RefSeq lists its product as uncharacterized. The transcript has 2 exons. The record is from RefSeq and is a predicted model, not a curated record. Lineage: Eukaryota; Fungi; Ascomycota; Dothideomycetes; Pleosporales; Didymellaceae. The coding region runs from base 1 to 507 and encodes 168 amino acids.